Molecule: messenger RNA, 882 nt
Organism: Solanum stenotomum
Lineage: Eukaryota; Viridiplantae; Streptophyta; Magnoliopsida; Solanales; Solanaceae
Product: premnaspirodiene oxygenase-like
Exons: 1
Coding region: 1-882 (293 amino acids)
Molecular function (GO): iron ion binding; monooxygenase activity; oxidoreductase activity, acting on paired donors, with incorporation or reduction of molecular oxygen
Source: RefSeq, a predicted model, not a curated record
AUGGAGUUGCUAUUCAUCUUCACUUCACUUGUGUUAUUCCUUUCUUUCAUCCUUCUUUUAAGGAAGCAAUCAAAAAUCUUCAACAAAAAAUUGCCUCCAGGGCCAUGGAAGUUACCUUUUAUUGGAAACUUGCACCAGUUAAUGAAUGGCCGCCUUCCACAUUAUACUUUCAGAGAUUUAUCGCGAAAAUAUGGCCCCAUUUUUCAUUUACGUCUUGGAGAAGUAUCACACGUUGUUGUAUCUUCACCUGAUACAGUAAAAGAAAUAAUGAAAAUUCAAGACCUUCAUUUUUCUACUAGGCCUCAAUUAUUGUUCGGUGAAAUUAUUAUGUAUAGUCACUCGGACAUUGGAACAUGUCCAUAUGGUGAUUACUGGAGAAACAUGCGCAAAGUGUGCAUCCUGGAACUUCUUAGCACAAAGAUUUUUAGUUACAUGCAGGACAUGUUCAUAGCCGGAGCUGAGACGUCAUCUGCAAUUAUCAUUUGGGCAUUGGCAGAGAUGAUAAGAGAUCCAAGAACAAUGGCUAAAGCACAAUUUGAAGUUAGACAAGUCCUUAAGGGAAAGACAAUAUUUGAGGAUACUGAUCUUGAAGAGUUGAAGUACUUAAAAUUAGUGAUUAAGGAAAUGUUAAGGUUGCAUCCUCCAUUUCCUUUAUUAUUGCCAAGGGAAUGUAGAGAAGAAACAAGAAUCGGAGGAUACACAAUACCUGUCAAAACCAGAGUUCUAAUUAACGCAUGGGCAAUUGGGAGAGAUCCUGAAUAUUGGCAUAAUCCUGAAAGCUUUAUUCCUGAGAGAUUUGACAAUAAUCAUAUUGAUUUUCGAGGAAAUCAUUUCCCUUUGGUGCAGGAAGAAGAAUGUGUCCAGGGUAGUUAUUCGGCUUAA